AUGACCUUACAGAAACCUGAAGCUCAGUCAGCCCCCAGACUGUCUCCCUCAUGUGCUCAAGUUUGGCCCCAGCUCCUCCUGAUGCUGGGGGGGUCUGUGGCACUGGGCCUCACUCCACACUGGGCCUCACUCCACACUGGGCCUCACUCCCACACUGGGCCUCCACUCCACACCUGGCGUCACUUCCACACUGGGCGUCACUCCACACUGGGCCUCACGCUACACUGGGCCUCACGCUACACUGGGCCUCACGCUAACACUGGGCCUCACUCUACACUGGGCCUCACUCUACACUGGGCCUCACUCUCCUACACUGGCCUCACUCUACACUGGGCCUCACUCUACACUGGGCCCUCACUCUACACUGGGCCUACUCCACACUGGGCCUUACUCCACACUGCUCUGACUGAAUAUGGACUCAUGGUUACACUACUGGGCCUCACUCCACACUGGGCCUCACUGCUCUGA
Messenger RNA from Knipowitschia caucasica, 468 nucleotides. The record is from the annotation of a GenBank genome assembly. NCBI's taxonomy places the organism in Eukaryota, Metazoa, Chordata, Actinopteri, Gobiiformes, Gobiidae.